Messenger RNA from Halichondria panicea, 1245 nucleotides. Its product is annotated as DNA repair protein RAD51 homolog A. The transcript has 7 exons. The record is from RefSeq and is a predicted model, not a curated record. Gene Ontology annotation, biological process: DNA strand invasion; DNA recombinase assembly; reciprocal meiotic recombination. The coding region runs from base 32 to 1105 and encodes 357 amino acids. NCBI's taxonomy places the organism in Eukaryota, Metazoa, Porifera, Demospongiae, Suberitida, Halichondriidae. Gene Ontology annotation, cellular component: condensed nuclear chromosome. Gene Ontology annotation, molecular function: single-stranded DNA binding; ATP hydrolysis activity; ATP-dependent DNA damage sensor activity.
GGGUCAAAGUUCAAUUUUGGCGGGCAUUUAGAUGACCUUUGAACCCUUAUGCCAAAAACUCCUUAGCAGAUAUAUAAAUAUACUAGAUAUAGCUAUGCAAGCAGAAGCAAAUCAUGUGGAGGAGCAACAAGAAGAGGAACAGUUUGGCCCUCAGCUUAUAAACAAGCUGGAGGGACAAGGUAUUAGUGCGUCUGAUGUGAAGAAACUGAGUGAUGCAGGAUACCACACAAUAGAGUCUGUUGCGUAUGCUCCCAAAAAGGCUCUCAUUUUGAUCAAAGGAAUCAGUGAAGCAAAAGCUGACAAGAUACAAAACGAGGCUGCAAAGCUCGUCCCUAUGGGGUUCACCACAGCAACAGAGUUCCAUCAACGGCGCUCUGAAAUCAUUCAGCUGACGACAGGGUCAAAAGAGUUAGAUAAACUACUAGGAGGAGGAAUUGAGACUGGCUCCAUCACGGAGAUGUUUGGAGAGUUCAGAACUGGAAAGACCCAGCUUUGUCACACUCUUGCAGUCACGUGUCAGUUGCCGAUAGACUCUGGUGGUGGUGAGGGAAAGUGCUUGUACAUUGACACAGAGGGCACCUUCAGACCCGAGAGACUACUAGCCGUGGCUGAGAGGUUUGGGCUGUCAGGAUCAGAUGUGCUGGAUAAUGUGGCUUAUGCUAGAGCGUACAAUACAGACCAUCAAGGACAGCUGCUAUUACAGGCCUCUGCAAUGAUGGCUGAGUCACGGUACUCUCUGCUGAUAGUAGACAGUGCUACUGCCCUGUACCGCACCGACUACUCUGGUAGGGGGGAGCUGAGUGCCCGACAGAUGCACCUGGCUAGAUUUCUCAGAACACUGCUCAGACUGGCUGAUGAGUUUGGAGUGGCGGUGUUAAUUACUAAUCAGGUGGUUGCUCAAGUGGACGGGGCAUCCAUGUUUGCUACUGAUCCUAAGAAACCGAUUGGUGGAAAUAUUAUCGCACAUGCUUCGACAACAAGACUAUACCUGAGAAAAGGACGUGGAGAAACCAGAAUAUGCAAGAUCUAUGACUCUCCUUGCUUACCUGAAUCAGAAGCUAUGUUUGCUAUCAAUGCUGAUGGGAUAGGAGAUUCAAAAGACUAACCAUUAUGAGCAGACAAUGUCAUCUUCGAUUUUAUUUAUAUGCAAAUGUAUGCACUCACUCACACUUUGUUCACUGCUGUCACUUCAAAAUUCAACACAAUAAAUAUUGAGAAGAUACAAAAUGUAAUUUAUAAUUGAAA